AUAAAGGUGUACUCGUGCACCAGGUGAUUUGGAACACAGCCUCGGGUGCGGUCUCUGUUUAUUUCCGCAUGUCCAUGUCCAUGUUCGGAUCUUCUCUUUACUUCUGCACUUCACUUUACCGAGGAAGCGUCUCUGAGCUCACGGGGGAACCAUGGACUUCGAUUUGGCUGCAGCUGUGAAUAAGGACGAAGUGAAGAAGAGUGACGCAAAUAAAGUCGAGGGAAUCUUUGGAUUUGGAAAGAAGGAUAAAGACAAGGACAAGGAAAAAUGUAAAGACAAGGACAAAAGCAAAGAGCAUAAAAAACACAAGGAGCACAAGAAGCCUAAAGAGCAUAAGAAGCCUAAAGAGCACAAGAAGCCUAAAGAGCACAAGGGGCAUGGAGGACACAGCUCCUCAUCCUCAUCCUCCAGCGAUGAUGAUUAGGAACACCGCUGGACUGAAGAAGGAAUUUCUUUCUUUCUUUCUUUCCUUCUUUCUUUCUUUUCUCCCAAUAAAAUAAUUCAUGAUUUAAAGCUGUUUCUAAUUAUAAUGAUGCAAUGUAAUUAAAAACAAUAAAUACAUGUAAAAGUAA
Pangasianodon hypophthalmus (striped catfish) is the source of this 572-nucleotide messenger RNA. RefSeq names its product splicing regulatory glutamine/lysine-rich protein 1. Lineage: Eukaryota; Metazoa; Chordata; Actinopteri; Siluriformes; Pangasiidae. The coding region runs from base 152 to 424 and encodes 90 amino acids. The record is from RefSeq and is a predicted model, not a curated record. The transcript is spliced from 4 exons.